Messenger RNA from Cheilinus undulatus (humphead wrasse), 1091 nucleotides. RefSeq names its product protein C19orf12 homolog. NCBI's taxonomy places the organism in Eukaryota, Metazoa, Chordata, Actinopteri, Labriformes, Labridae. The coding region runs from base 238 to 663 and encodes 141 amino acids. The transcript has 3 exons. The record is from RefSeq and is a predicted model, not a curated record.
GUGUGUGUCUUGAAUGAUCUUGACCCAGUCGUCCGUCAUUUACUCUUUGUCCUAUGACGUAUAUAUUGAAACCCGGAAGUAUUGCCGCCGCCAGUCAUCAUACACUGCAAAUGUAAGCUGUGAGACGAAUCAAGUACAUGUGAAGACCGACAAGUUAAACUUUUAAAUCACACGUACCGUUGAGGACUGAAGCUGACUGUUCUGACUCUCCUGUCACGUCAGGGUCUCCAUUUAGGAAUGGCUCCACGAGUGGACGAUGUUAUGCGUCUGUGCUGUGAAAUUUCAGCUCAUGAACAGAUCAAGGCUGCGGUGAAAAACUCCACUAAAGGCGCCAUGGUGGCAGGAGGAGCCGCCUUAAUGUGCGGGAUGCUCGCUGGACCUCCAGGGAUCGCUGUUGGUGGAGCAGUGGGCGGUCUGUUUGGUGCCUGGCUCACCAGCGGACAGUUCAAACCUCUGCCUCAGAUCCUGAUGGAGAUGCCCCCUAACCAGCAGAAUAAGCUCUACAAUGACGUUGUAGCUGUCUUAGGAAACCUGGACUGGACUGACGCGGCCCAGCUUAUCGCCCUGGUGAUGGGCAACGCCACGCUCCAGCAGCAGGUCACUGCCGCGUUACUUAACUACAUCACAAAGGAACUCAGAGCAGAGGUGCGCUAUCAUGACUGAGUCAUGGAUACUGAUGGACUUUUAAUCAAAAAAAAAAAAACGGUGCUUCACAGCAUAUUUUAUAUUUAAGGGGAAGAAAACAAAAUCAUCUGUAUUUGACUUUAGUCUGUCAACCAGAGUAGAAAGCUUUUGCUGGUUUAUGGGUGUCUGUCUCAACAAGGAGGGAAUUACAGCAUGGUCAUUACGGAAACCUCUCUGUGUAUUUCAGCAAUGAGUCAAAAUGGACAUUUGAACAAAUUAUUUAUAUGUGAAACUGAAAACCAACCACAUUUUCCUCUGCUUUUUCAAUCAAUAGAUAAUGUGCCUGUCCAAACAUUUAUCCUGACUUAGAGUAUAACCUCUUUGCUACCACACUCCAUAUCAGGGCAUUUUAAAUGCAACUUGAAAGUACAUCUUUCAUUUCAAUAUUAAAUGUUGACUCUGCCAGG